AUGAUCUUUUCCCGGCUGAUGCUCUCCACAUCAAGCCGGGGGCUACCAGAGCGCGGCCUCGCAGGUCAUGCAGGCAUACGCCCCUAUCGGGUCUUCAUACAACGGAGACGGUCGUGGAGACCGCGGAAGUGUAGCGCACCCAGAACCCAGGAGCUGCACGAGCAGUUCGUAACCUUGGCAGUUAUUACUACGGACCAUGAUCUGGAUCCCGCCAACGUCAUCCACGACAUGCGCCGGAUCUGCACGGAGUCGUGUGAACAACAGAAAAAGACACGGUGGCAGACCACGCAACACUUCGCCUUCCUGAAAGCCCUGCCGGACGUACAUGAAUUAUGAGGAGUAACACACACGUAGCCCUUCGGCUACCCUGCCAGGGUGGGGAGAUUUCACCCUGUCAAGGUCACCCUGGAAAGACUACGCUGCAGGCUUGACCCAAUGGCAGGGUGGGUACCCUGCGAGGGUACUGAUCCCACACCCUGUACGUACCCUGCCACUCAGGGACCCUGGCGGGGUGCACACCCUGGGAAAACCCUGUGGAGACCGUGUCAGCCAAGUGGUACUGACGGGGCCGAAAAUUAGGACAUUUUCCUUUCGAAAUUUAUUUGUUUGGUCAUUUUCUCUUUGUAUUUUUUGUUUCAUUUGUCUUUUUUUUGUUUUCCCUUGUCGUCCCUUGCAGCAGCAUGUACUAUAGUGCUCCUAGACGUACAAACACGCUCAAGCUCAUAUACGCCAUAUAUGUCGCCUUUUGACACCCCCCCGCCCCCCGCCCUGAUCCGUGCCUUUCCUUGCUUCCCCCUCCCUUCGUAACAUGUACAACUCCGGCGCGUCAAUUCCAUCAACAAACAACGUACCGCAUGAUACUGCUUUUAUGAAGGGACCUCAAGGCACCCAAUAUAAACCUCCCCUCCAGGGUACAUGAUGACGUCACCGAUUGCACGUACAGAGGCCGAACGCUGCACGCAAUAUAUAAUGCUUCUUCGACAUAACACGAACGAACACGCUCCAUGUGCCCAGCAUAGCCAGCUGGCAAUGAAUGCC
Messenger RNA from Ectocarpus sp. CCAP 1310/34, 1038 nucleotides. The record is from the annotation of a GenBank genome assembly. Lineage: Eukaryota; Phaeophyceae; Ectocarpales; Ectocarpaceae.